Molecule: messenger RNA, 1455 nt
Organism: Arthroderma uncinatum
Lineage: Eukaryota; Fungi; Ascomycota; Eurotiomycetes; Onygenales; Arthrodermataceae
Exons: 1
Coding region: 1-1455 (484 amino acids)
Source: RefSeq, a predicted model, not a curated record
AUGGCAUCACAAGAUCAGUCGUACGAGCACAGCCUCGCUCAAGCCCAGGCCGGUGGUGGCGUCUCUGUCCGCAGCAGAGCAUCCAGCAUCGUCUCUACGCGGACCGGGGUUACUAUUGCAACACUACAGGAUGACGCCAGGAGCGUUCGAAGCAUGGAGCUGAUUGUUGGACGCAGGAUAUUCAGUAUCAAUCGAGACGGGUCGAGGAUCACCGAACAUGCUGGCCUUCCGCCGUACUCCUUUGCGCCGCCGGCGUACUCCAGCCUGGACGGCGUUGCUGGGGAUGCAUCAGAGUCUCUACCCAGCCCAAAUAUCCCAAACUACCAGGAGGUAGUAUCGCCGCCCGAGGAGUCCGAAUAUAAUACGGCAUCGCAGUCUGACCUGUACGUCGAUCAAACGAUAUGGCCGAGACACGAGAGUCACGAAAGGGAGCCAUUGACCUUCCCGUCGAUAGAACAGUUUAGGGAAGACUUAUCGUUGGCGUUUGCCCAGUCUACUCAAGGAACUCAAGGAGCUCAAGGAGCCCAAGGAGAGAGGCGAGGCUCCGGCUCCGUCUUUCGAACACAUUCCUUCGUCCCCGGACCCGAAAAGAUCUCGGUGGUAGCCAAAAGACGCUCCGUGUCAGAAAGCAACAUCCAGACCAACUUUCUCCCCAAUAACGCCAACGUCAAUCCCACUCACAACCGGCUGCGUCGCAGGAACGGUGUCCGACUGCCCCAGCUCGACACAGGAGCCUCCUUCGGAAACUGGUGGAGCAAUCUAAACAACAGAGCUGACAACUCCCCAAGCGCACGCAUGACCCAUUCCGCCGGCCCCAGCAUAGGAGGCGGCAUCAACCACGAAUUACAGACCGGAGACUUCCACUAUGCCGCGAACUACGAUGGCAGCGGCAACGGCAACGCAUCUCGCGGCCGCUCACCACCCACCACCCCUCGAGCUACCAGAAGCCCUGCCCUGGCUGUCCCCCAGGGCCCACCGACCGUCGAAGAAGGCUAUGCAGACAUGGAGGUACCGCCUACCAUGGACACAGAGAACGAAAUAAGCAUCCACUUCUCCCGCAUGAUCCGCAGCAUCGAUCGCGAACACCGCAAGAUCCUGCAUCAGAAGUGCCGCGAACUGGCGGACCUGCGUGAACGGCUAAAUGAGGUCGACCAGGUAUAUCGCAAGGAGCUGAAGACGCGGGACUUUACGAUCGACGAGCUGCGGAGACAGGUCAACAUGAUGGAGUCUCAGAUGGAAGAAAGGGUCGAGAGGGCCAGGAACGAGGUGGAGGAUACCUGGGAGAAGCGCUGGAAGGAGCAGGAGAAGUUGCUGCUCAACAUGCAGCGGAAGAAGACCCAGGCUGACCUUAGCCGGAUGAUAGGCCGGAGAUGGGUGGCAGGGAGUCCCCUUUCACUCGCACCACCUCGAGGCGCCGCAGAAGGGGACGAGGGCGAGGAGGGAGAAACGCAUUAA